Hydractinia symbiolongicarpus is the source of this 1986-nucleotide messenger RNA. RefSeq lists its product as uncharacterized. Gene Ontology annotation, cellular component: cytoplasm. The record is from RefSeq and is a predicted model, not a curated record. The coding region runs from base 125 to 1765 and encodes 546 amino acids. Gene Ontology annotation, molecular function: nucleic acid binding; 3'-5'-DNA exonuclease activity. The transcript is spliced from 9 exons. NCBI's taxonomy places the organism in Eukaryota, Metazoa, Cnidaria, Hydrozoa, Anthoathecata, Hydractiniidae. Gene Ontology annotation, biological process: DNA catabolic process.
AGCUUGGAUUGGAACUAUAACUUGUAAUGCGUAACUACGAGUUCUGUCAUUUUUUUGCUUUUAAAGAUGGAUUAAUUUCAGAGAAUUUGAGAAUUACAAUCAUGUACCAAAUAAUUAGCUUAGUAUGAUCCCUUUGUAUAUUUUUCUUGACUUGGAAGCAGCACAUGGCGACAUUUUCUUUGGUGAUAUAAUUGAAAUUGCUGCACAGGUGGAUACAAGGCUUCUGAGGAAUGAAGUGUUUCAUCGUUUAAUUAACACAAAACAAAGCCUUGCAUAUUUCGCUCUCACUGUUAGCAAGAUUAGAAAAGAAAUGUUAGAAGAUAAACAGUAUUUUCCAGACGUGUUUCUCAACUUCAUGCAGUGGAUAUUAAACGUUACGAAAAAAUGCAGUAAGAAGUUCGACAAGUCCUAUUAUCCUGUGCUUGUGGCACACAGUGGCUUCAAUAAUGAUUUUAUGAUGAUUCAAAGUAACUUAGAGAGGAAUGAAAUGGAUGUUGAAAUGUUGUCAAAACAUGACGUACAUUUUGCUGACACUUACGUACUUGCACAAAAGCUUAGAAGUCGUGGAGUGGAUUGUCUAAAGGGAUGUCAAUUGUCUAUUGAGAAGUUGUACACUAGGCUGUUUCCCAAGAAAAAAUUGGUCGGACAACAUCGCGCACUUCCUGAUGUCAGAUUUAUGAUGGAGAUCUUUCUGGAAUCACCUUUACGAGAAUAUUUUGACAAAAUAGACAUUGUGUCUUUUGAUAACAGAAAAAAUGAUUACAACUCCAAAAAUACUUCAAAAGAAGAAUGCAAAGUUUUAAAUGAUAAUUUACCAGAAGGGAUGGCAAAAGUAACGCACACAAUGACGUUGAAGCGUUUGUUACGAAAUGGAUUAACUUAUACUAGGUUACAAGAUCUAUUCAAAAGUUCCAUAUCAUACUUAGAUUUUUAUGACAAACUAAAUGAUGUUUGUGUCGAUAGGAAAGCAGCAAAAGCUAUCGCAUCUCGACUUUCUUCAAUGGGCUUGCAAUGUGAAGGUGGUUUGACUGAAAUUAAGAACAGUGAAGAAGUCCAAGUUUCUAAUGAAUUAAAUGAGAAAUCGCAUCACAAAAUGGCAAGAACUGAUUCAGGAUAUGAAUCUUUUGAUGGCUGUGACAUGCAAGAUAUGUUUUCAAACAUGUUUUCAGAUGACUUCUUUUGUCCACCAGAGCAUUACGAAUACACAUUUGGGUCAUUUACACUGAAAGAAAUCGAAGAUAUGGAUAAUUAUAUUGACAGUUUGUUCUUGGAAAGAAAUUCAAAAGUUAAAAAAAAUACGGAUGAGACAGGUAAUCCUCAAAGCGAAAAUAAGUCCAAAAUAAUAGAGAAGAAAAGUAUUGUAGAAUUUAAAACGAUGGACGAAACACCCAAACCUGCAGCUAUUGAUUCUGUUGUAACUGACAUUUCAGAAAACUGGGACAAUGAAGUUCAACAAGAUUUUACGGAGUAUUUAAUUCCAGCUGAUCGUGGCGUUCUCGCCAAAGUUGUUCCCAUUGGAAUGACAAUGGAUGAUCUGAAUGGUGAAUCUUUUUCUGCAAAAGUACCUUUAUUUAAACAUUUCGAAGAAGGUAAUUUAGAUUUGAGACCUCAAGGUGGAAUUCCAAAGCCAAAAGGCAAACAUGCUCGAAAAAAUCGUCGCCGUACAAUUCGUGAGAACAAAAAUGCUGUCAAAGAAAAUUGUGGCGUUAACAGUGACGAACGAGUUGUGCAAGCAAAGACAGGAGAAAUGUUUGUGUUGAUAUGACAUUCUAGAUGUUGGGUUUUUUAAUGCUUUUUUGCUGAGAGGCUGAGAAGGCUGUAUUUGUAGUUUAUUUGUAAACAAUUUUAAAUAAUGAUGGGUCAUGCUUGACGUUAAUCACGUGAUAAAAGAAAUCGACAAAAAGUGAUGUUUUUAAGGAAGAUUUAUGUAUUGAUCAUUUACAUGUACAUGUCAGUUAAGAAAGAUUCGUUUAUAUUGUUAUAAUA